AUGGCAGCUUCCGAAGUUUUCUUUGGGCCUUUCAAGGUCUCGACACAGGUUUUUUAUAAGACAAGAUUGUCCAUGGCUAUAGUAAACAUCAAACCAAUUCUUCCCGGUCAUGUCCUUGUCUGUCCGAUACGAGUCGUUGCACGGUACAAAGAUAUGACCAGUGAAGAGGUUCUGGAUCAUGCUUUGGCCGUCCAAAAAGUUGUGAAGGUGAUUGAAAGAAUUUAUGGUACUACUGGUACAACUAUCGCUAUUCAGGACGGAGGUUCCGCUGGACAAAGUGUCCCACAUGUCCACACUCACAUCAUUCCUCGCAAACUGAACGAUUUCCCGUCAAUUGACGAUGUUUACACACAUCUUGAAAGCCCGGACAGCAAUGUCGGCAAAUUCCUGGAGAUCCAACGGCUGAGAAAGACAGUCGAGGAACAAAAGAAGGAACUUGUAGUCGAGAGUACGAGUCGGCCACCUCGGACGAUGGAGGAAAUGGAGGAGGAAACCCGGAUGUUGGCGGCUGAGAUUGAGAAGGAAACGGGGUCGAAGUUGUAG
Molecule: messenger RNA, 543 nt
Organism: Orbilia oligospora ATCC 24927
Lineage: Eukaryota; Fungi; Ascomycota; Orbiliomycetes; Orbiliales; Orbiliaceae
Exons: 6
Coding region: 1-543 (180 amino acids)
Molecular function (GO): catalytic activity
Source: RefSeq, a predicted model, not a curated record